Molecule: messenger RNA, 1149 nt
Organism: Ustilaginoidea virens
Lineage: Eukaryota; Fungi; Ascomycota; Sordariomycetes; Hypocreales; Clavicipitaceae
Exons: 3
Coding region: 1-1149 (382 amino acids)
Molecular function (GO): glycosyltransferase activity
Source: RefSeq, a predicted model, not a curated record
AUGGGCAUCCGUUACCGAUACCUGCAACCUCGGCCGAGCAGGGCCAGGCACCUUGUCGUCGUCGCCAUGGCCGCCCUCCUCAUCGGCUGCCUCAUCUACCGCGUCUGGGCGUCGCGAGGGCCCCCGACCACGGCCAACGCCUACGUCUUCUACGCCAACAGCGACCACUACGCCUGCUCCGCCCUGGUCAACGCGCACAUCCUGCAGCACGUCAUCCGCACAAAGUACCCCGUCUUCAUCUUCACCACCGACCACCUGUCGCCGGCCAUGCAGCGGGCGCUGCAGGCCGGCAACGCCACCGUCAUCAAGGAGACGCCCUUGCCGCUGCACGCGCAGAGCGCCCCCUACUACGAGGGGUGCCUGCUCAAGCUGGCCGCCUUCAAGCUGCACCAGCACGACGCCUCGAUCCAGAGGCUGCUCGUCCUCGACGCCGACCAGCUGAUCCUCCGGGACGUGGACCGCGUCUUCGACCUGCCCCUGACCGACUUUAUGGCGCCGCCCGCCUACUGGCUCCAGGACCUGAACCUCACCAGCACCUGCAUGCUGAUCCGGCCCGGCCCCUCGCUGUGGGAGCAGGUCGCGGCGGCGGCCACCGGCAUCGCCUCGGACAAGUACGACAUGGACCUCGUAAACGACCUGUUUGGCCGGCGCGAGCCUCGGCUGAGCGCGAGGUUUGCCACGCUCAACAGCCACUGGGAGGACUGGAAUGUGCCCGCGUGGAUGAACGCGUCCUCUCCUCGUCCGCAGGGUCGCGCGUCGGACCAGGACCUGCAAGACCUGUACAACCAGACUGCCGUUCUGCAUUUCACCGCGGCCGGCAAGCCGUGGAUGUACGACACCCAGCAGCUGCGGCAGAUGAAGCCGGAUGCCCAUCCGCUCCUGGCGGACCAGUGGGUGAGGUGGCGGUCUCUUGCGAUGCAGGUCUGCCCGUCGGAAAUCAUCGACCAUGGUAGGGUACAACAGCAGCGACGCGACCUCUUUUGCCCCCCCCCGGCAGGCACAUGGACCUGCCAAUUCAAUGCGCGUUGCCACAAGGCGAUCCCAGAAAUUCUGUUCACCGCGCUCAAGGCCGAUGCGGGCUCGUGUGCGAAACCAACCCCACAGAACCCUUAUUCUACCCAAACAACAUUCAACCGUUUCUAUUUAUGA